Messenger RNA from Crotalus tigris (Tiger rattlesnake), 3996 nucleotides. RefSeq names its product StAR related lipid transfer domain containing 7 (gene STARD7). The transcript is spliced from 10 exons. The record is from RefSeq and is a predicted model, not a curated record. Gene Ontology annotation, molecular function: lipid binding. The coding region runs from base 511 to 1779 and encodes 422 amino acids. NCBI's taxonomy places the organism in Eukaryota, Metazoa, Chordata, Lepidosauria, Squamata, Viperidae.
CCUUUCACGCCGGCGCCAUCCAGGCCAGCCCCGCCGGGGUCCUCCUGUCUCCAAGGCGCCCUUGAGUGGGUCACAAGGUGGAGCUCGGGCUCGGUGGGCGAGCGAUCGGAGGGGAGUCGGCAUGCCGGUCGCGAGGUCGCAGGAAAGGGAGGGAGACGGACGUCUCCUUCCUCCAAUCGGAAGACGGGAUGCCUAGGCGCCGGCCAAUAGGCGCGGGGCGCGGCCUAGCGAGCGGAGCCAGCUUUCUGAGGGCUUCUCCGCCGCGAGAAGAAAGCAAGGAGACCGGGCGGGCAGGCGGGGAGCGCGCCGCACCGAGCCGGGCCGCCCCACCUUCGCCCCACAGCCCCCCGGGCUUCCGCUCGGGCCGCGCCACCGGCUGGAGGGCCGCGGGAACAGGCUUCGUCAGCAUCCCUCUUCACCUGUGCAUUUUAUAGUGAUUUCAUGGAGUUGUUUCAUGCUAUGCAUUGGAUCUUUAGUGGGCAUUGACUGGUCAGUGAGGCGUUGGCAGGAAUGUUCCAUCCACUUCAAUGGAGGCCCCCCUCCAGCUUUUAUUCUCUGUACGCUAACUCCGCCCGCUUCAUCAGCUACGAAGGGAAACCCCCCGGGUGCCUGUGGUGGAAUGAGACGUUCCUGAAGAGCAAGUACCGGUGGCUGCUGACAUGGCUCCGGAAAGGCUCAGAGCAAGACCCGCAGCAGAAGAGCCUGCUGUCCCUGCUGGCCAGUCAGUGCAGCUAUGUGACCAGCCAGAGAAUCAGGCGUGCUCAGCAGAUUGCGCAGCUGUACAGUAACAUUUACUCCGAGCGGGCGCGCAAGAGUCUCUUUUCUUCCUUGUGGCGCCGGUUCCAGGGUCAUCAUGCCAACGCCUGCAAGCUGAUGGCAGCCCUCACCGGAGUGUUCCUGUGGGAAGAGGAAAGGAUCAAAGAAGAAGAGCUGAAGAGGUCUGUGCAAGAAAUGAAACACAUGCAAGAAAUCUCUAGAUUCUUCCAGAGCAAUGAGGAAGAAAACCAGAGGGAGGAGCUGGAGCAAAGCACCUACCAAGCUGUCUCAUCUGAUCCUGAAGAGGAGAAUUGGGAAAUGGUGGUUGAGAAGAAGCAUUUCAAACUAUGGAGGCGUCCGGUUGGCGGAGGUCAUGUGUACCAGUAUCGAGUUUUUGGAACGUACACAGAUGUGACACCAAGACAGUUUUUCAACGUGCAGCUGGACACAGAAUAUCGGAAGAAAUGGGACUCGCUAGUUAUCAAACUGGAAGUGAUUGAGAGAGACCGGGACACGGGCUCAGAGGUGGUGCACUGGGUCACUCACUUUCCUUACCCAAUGUAUUCACGGGAUUAUGUUUACGUUCGACGGUACGAUGUGGACCGAGAGAACAAUCUGAUGGUGCUGGUGUCACGAGCCGUUGAACAUCCAAAUGUCCCAGAAGAUCCUGAAUUUGUCCGUGUCAGAACCUAUGAGUCACAGAUGGUUAUCCAUCCUCACAAAUCAUUUGAUGAGAAUGGCUUUGAUUACCUGCUAACAUACAGUGACAACCCACAAACGGUGUUCCCUCGGUACUGUGUCAGCUGGAUGGUUUCCAGUGGCAUGCCUGAGUUCUUGGAGAAACUGCACUCGGCAGCCUUGAAGGCGAGGAACAUGGAGAUUGCUGUGAAAGACUAUAUCGCCACUUCCAAAUCCUGGGACAGUGGGGGCGAGAACAGCAACGGGGAAGGGAAGACCAGCGUGCCCAGCCAAGACCAUAAGAAUGAAGGAGCCCACAGCCCUAUUCAGAUAGACUAUGCUUAAAGGAGAGGGCUCGGCUUGCAACGUUGCCAGCCCACGCCUCUUACUCCAGGCUGUGAAAGAAGACCAAGGAGAAGGAUGUCUUUGGCAUCUCAGUCACCUCGGCCUGCGUCUGUCCUCCUCUUCCUCCCCGUCCUCUGCCACGUCUCCUCCCUGAAAGAAAGAAACACCGUCAGCCCUGGGAAGCCAGGCUCGGCCAUCUUGAAAAACAGUUUUGUGCGGCCACUUCUGCGUAGUGAUCUUAUUUGCUCUAGCCCUGGGGUGGGCGGGGGGUGUUUGCUGGAGUAAAGCAUUACGUUCUUGGGGGGGGGGACUCAUUCCUUCCUCCCUGAAUACUUGAGGCUCCCUGCAAGCCAUUUGGGACAAUGCUCAGCAGAGUUCCAGGUUCUGGCCUCUUCCCUUUUUUUGUAGAGAUUAAUCGCCUCGCAGCAGCUGCAGCCUGGUGUGAGACCAGCCAACCGUUUACAGCCCCAGCGCUGGUUCCUGCAAUCUCAUGAGACUCCAAGGCUUCUUUCUGGCUUCCUGUGGAUGUGUCUCCGUUAACCCUGUGCUCUGCUUACAGAGGAGCUGCUUUGCUGACAAAGUGCCUUUCCUUUUUCCCGAGGCACAACUGAAGGCCACCUCUUGGGCCACUGGAAGCGGGCAGCGGCCCUGUUGAGAGCCCCUUGGCAUUAACGUCCAGGCUAUUGCCCGUUGUUACGUCUCUGUCCACCGAGUGAAGGAAGGCCACGUUUUUGUCUCUCCCUCCUCCCCUUUUAGAACUGACCACCUUGGCUUAUUUCCUCCACUUCCAAGUGGAGGGAAAUGGGAUUAUUUCUCAAUCUGGCGACAUCAACAAUAGUACGCUCUCAACCGUCCAAGGACGUCAUCUCUGAAUUGGGGCAUAAGAGUUUAAAGCAAAAGGAGGACCUGUCUGCACUCGUCUUCGUCCAUGUUGGCCCAAGGCGUCCAUUUGUCAUAUUGGAGCUGGAGAGUCCUGCUUGGUGAUAGGCUAGCUAGCCAGCUUCCUGGGUGGCCAGUGUAAGGAAGAGGAAGUGAGGGUACAAUUUUUCCCUUUUCAUACGAGCGCCAGAAUGCACAGCGUAAGAAUACAUGUCGUAGGUGAGAACUCCCCAAAUGCCUUUGCCUCUUUGGUGUAAGGUGGUGGUGGAGGGAACAGCCUGUAACAGCUGCUUCACUUGGAGCAAGGAAGAUGAUUAACCCUGAUGCAUGUUUCUUUCCAAAGUGGUUUGGAAAGCUUGGCACCCUGUGGCCAUGUUGACAAGAGAUGGUGGGAAGCAAAGCAGGGAAAACCUAUUUUCCAGCUUGUUUCGAGUUGAUUUUCUUCCAUAAGCUCAAAUGUACUAAUUCAAGGGUCUCCAACACUAGGCCACUUUAAUAUUUGUAGACUUCCAACUCCCAGAAUUCCCCAGUCAGCGGAUUCUGGGAGUGAAGUCCACAUGUGGCCAAGUGUUGGAGAUCCCUCUACUAAUGGACUGAAUUUCAAUCAAACUUCCCAAGGGUGCCUUGUGAUUGGCCAGCGUGCCACAUGGGGCCUCUCACACACCUUGCUCUCUGGCUGCUAGGCUCACGAGCGUGUCCUGUGUAAAGCACAGAACACACACUUAACAUCCAUUGUCCAAGCCCAGGCAUGCUUGUGUGGUGUUUCCCACGAGUGGAGUUUUCCCAAAAUGGGUCACUGGCAGCUGCAUGAUGCUGAGGCAGCAAGAGGCUUCAUCUCAUUUCCCCCAUAUGUAUAUAUAUGGUUCCUCAGAAUCAUUUCUGUGCCAACGGGGGGGGAAUGGUAGCCUCCCAUUCUCUUCUGCUUUGUGCAUUUCUGGUUGUGAUCUUUUUUUUAAAAAAAUAAUCUAUGAGUUGCAGGAAACGGGAAGCAGAGGCCGGUGUUUCUCAACCUGGGCAACUUUUAAGAUUUGGGGACUUCAACUCCCACAGUUCCCUAACUAGCACCCUGGCUGGGGAAUUCUGGGAGUUGGAAGUCCCCUUAUCUUAAAAUUGCUAAGGUUGGAAAACAUUCUGAUACAGGCUGUCUAACAAGAGCUGCUCAUCAGGGAUGGCAGGACUUUGGUGCGGGAGUAGCGGUCAGGAAAUAUUGUAAGUGCACGGCGAUUGUCCUCGUCCAGGGACCGUCUUAAUAUAAGGACUGAGUGAUUUAUGUUUUUAUUUCAACUAAUGUUUUUAUGAGAACCAAACAUCAAUAAAUGUAACUCAUUGGUGCUCUCA